AUGUUGUCUUCCACGGAUCUUGAUGUGAUAGACAGAAUAUGGAAGGGCACUAUCAAAAUAUCAGUUAGACUAUCACCAUUAGACUUGAACAUUCACCACCACAAAUCUCCAGUUUAUUACUUGACAGCCAAAAGAAAUUCGUUUCUACCACUAUACUAUGACGAUUUUCUGAAAUUUUUUAAACCAUACUUAAAUUUUGCGACCGAACAGACCUUUGAACGAUUAAAAUUAAAUUUAUGGUUGGAAUUUGAAGAUAUUCCUAUCAAAUGGAAUUAUCCAAUUGGCUUGUUAUAUGAUUAUUUGGGUUUAGAUCUGAAUGCUCAUGUUUGGAAUCUAAAGAUUCAUUUCAAUAAUUAUCCAACUGAUUUUCUUAUACCGCAGAUUAAAUUGGAUUUUAUGGAAAAAUUUUGGGUAAAUCAGAUCAAAGAAGCUUGCUAUAUACAACAUUCAAGUGCAAAACCUAUCAUGUCAUUGUCAACAGUCGAUUCAUCAAGUUUAUGGGAAAGUGUUAAAGCCCAUGAUUUUUCUCAAUUUAAUUCAAUAUUCUAUAAAAAAAUAUUACCACCCGUUUCAACUGAUUUAAAACAUGUCCCUGUAAAGGUUUAUUUACCAUAUUCAUCAUCAAACUUUAUAUUGCAAGAAUUGGUUGAGCCCAAAGACCCUGAAACAAAUUUAAAAAUAACAAUAAAAGAUGUUUUAAAUAAAUGGCUUCCAGAUUUAUUUUCCAAAAAUGACCCGAACUAUAAAUAUGCUUUUCCUUUAAUCCAAGGCAUAAUUGUUCCAGGAAAUGUGCCAAUUUGUGAAUUAUAUUAUCUUAUGACAUAUUUAGAUGGUUUUUUACAUAUAUGCAUUUUAAUGAAUUCAUAA
This is a messenger RNA of Ascoidea rubescens DSM 1968, 867 nucleotides long. RefSeq names its product Atg5p (gene ATG5). The record is from RefSeq and is a predicted model, not a curated record. Gene Ontology annotation, biological process: C-terminal protein lipidation; autophagosome assembly; autophagy of mitochondrion. The transcript is spliced from 2 exons. Bases 1 to 867 code for a protein of 288 amino acids. Lineage: Eukaryota; Fungi; Ascomycota; Saccharomycetes; Ascoideales; Ascoideaceae. Gene Ontology annotation, cellular component: phagophore assembly site membrane; Atg12-Atg5-Atg16 complex; cytoplasm.